AUGUUCGGGGGAAAGAAGUGGUUUACAGCAGAGGAGGCAGCUGCCAUAUUGGUCGAAAGACCAAAUGCAGAUAUUGCGUCCUCUUCUGAAAGCGAAGUCUCUGUGGACUCUGAAGCUGAGGAGGCUUUUCUCGAUGGAUGGGAUCCUGAUCUUGAACUAGAGCCAGAGUCAUCUGACUCAGAUUGGCAGCCAAAGGCAAAGUGGCCCAGGAGGACCCCAAGGACUGUUGAGGAGGAGGAGAAGGAGGAGGAGGAGCUGGAACCCCAACCCUCUACCUCCACACAGCCUGCAAGACAUGGGAGGGGGAGAGCCAGAGGAAGAGCCAGAGGAAGAGCCAGAGGGAGAGCAGGAGGAAGAAGCACUCCAGAGCAGAGUUCUGGACCUGAAGGUGCAUGGCAAGGCACUGAUGUGGAGGACAUCACUCCUGAACAGCCAUCCUUCCGCCCAGCACGCACACCUGGUAGCCAGAUCGUGGGUGGUUUACAAUACACAGUUCUACAGUUAUUUAGUUUGUUCAUGACCAAUCAUAUACUACAAGUCAUUGUGAACAAUUCCAACAAGUUUGGAGAAACUGAACACUCAGACACCUUUCAGAGGAUCACCAUGCCAGACAUGAUGUCAUACUUGGCGAUGAUUAUCUACAUGGGACUAAUCGAGACACCGAACAUCACUGACUAUUGGAGAAGAUCUGAGUUAUACGCCUUUUCUUUUCCACCGAGUGUGAUGUCAGGGCGCAGGUUCAAAGCCAUCUCGCGCACCAUCCACCUCAGUGACCCUGCCGACGACGCUGCCAUGAGCCAUGAGGUUAGGCAGGUGUGCAUGGCGAAUUACCACCCCCGCCAGUGUGUUUCCAUUGAUGAGAGGAUGGUCGCAUCCAAAGCCCGCAGCGGACUCCGCCAGUACAUGAAGGAUAAGCCUGUGAAGUGGGGUUAUAAGCUGUUUGUGCUGGCGGAUUCCACCAAUGGUUACACCUGGGACUUCUUCGUGUACAAAGGCAAAGGAUCACAAAUUGUCAAGGGGCUCAGUUAUGACUCCGUAAUGCAGCUUGUGAAUACACAGGUGCUUGGUACCGGGUACAGGUUAUUUGUGGAUAACUUUUACACAAGCCCAGAUCUCUUUCGCGACCUGCUGGCAAAGAAGAUCUGGGCCUGCGGUACCAUUCGCCAACAGCGUAUUGGGUUCCCCAAGGACAGGCCAGGCGGGCUUGAGAGGCAGGCUCCCCGGGGCACCAUUCGCUGGAUCCGUGAGGGGCCCGUGGUGUUUGUUCAGUGGAGGGACACCAGGGAUGUGCUGAUGUGUUCCACAAUCCAUGCAGCACAUGGAGAGGAUACAGUCCAGAGAAAGAUCAAGGGGGCAGAUGGGCAGUGGUCUGUACAGGAUGUCUCCAUCCCACCAGCCAUCAAGGAUUACAACAGGAACAUGGGUGGUGUGGACCUGUCUGAUGCCCUGAUUGGCUACUACACCAUACUGCACAAGACCAAGAAGUGGUACCGGUCUUUCCUGUUCCACUUCAUCGACAUCGCCAUCGUCAACGCCUUCAUCCUUUACAAGGAGAUGGCGAUGUCGCACAAGGCAUUUCGCGAGACCCUGGUGAUGGAGCUGAAAGCGGUUGGGUCUACCACCACAGCCCCUCCACAGCCACCCCCUCCUGCUCCCCCAGGUGCCUUACACAAACCUGUACAUUUUACACAGGAUGGCACCGUAGGUCGGAGGAGGUGUGUCCACUGCCACCAGAGGACCACAGUGAAAUGCUCCUCCUGUGAUGUGUGGCUGUGUUUUACAAUAACCAGGGACUAUUACAACACAUGGCACACCCUGAACAAUUUCUAA
Molecule: messenger RNA, 1830 nt
Organism: Sander lucioperca (pikeperch)
Lineage: Eukaryota; Metazoa; Chordata; Actinopteri; Perciformes; Percidae
Product: piggyBac transposable element-derived protein 4-like
Exons: 3
Coding region: 1-1830 (609 amino acids)
Source: RefSeq, a predicted model, not a curated record